AAGUUUCACUCAAACAUUAGGGGUUGUUUGGCCUCUAUCUAGGCUUAAUAUUAUUAACGAAAUUAGCUUUAGUGGAUUUUUUUUCCAAAAGCUUUACUCUCCUACUGUGUAGUUUUAUUUGAGUUUCUUAGUCAGUCAGCAAGCAUGUCUGGAACAGUACCCAGUGCUUUGCAAAGGUUCAUGUUGCAGAACAGUCACGUAUGGGUAUUUAUAGUUAGAAAUACUUGACCAGUCUCCAGAGCUAAGGUUGCUCCAGUCCUUUAAAAAACCCUGCUGUUGCCUUGUUACCCAGCUAACUUCUUGUCCUAAGCGCCAGAAUUGAUUGUAGUAGGACAUCUUUUGCCGAGAAAUAAAUACCAUGGCACACAAUGGGUCUUCCUCAAACGCUGACAAAACCUACCAGAAUCGCCUGUCAAGUGCUCCAGAAGAUGAAGACCAAGACGCUGCUCUCACCAUUGUGACUGUCCUGGACAGGGUGGCCGCCAUUGUGGACAGUGUGCAGGCCAGCCAGAAGAGAAUUGAGGAGAGACACAGGGAAAUGGGAAAUGCCAUCAAAUCUGUCCAGAUUGACCUUCUGAAGUUUUCGCAGUCCCACAGCAAUACAAGUUAUGUCGUCAACAAGUUGUUUGAGAAAACCCGAAAAAUCAGCGCUCACAUUAGAGAUGUAAGAGCUCGUGUGGAGAAGCAACAAAUUCAUGUUAAAAAAGUUGAAACCAGGCAAGAGGAAAUAAUGAAGAAAAACAAGUUUCGUGUGGUCAUAUUCCAGGAAAAGAUUCCAUGCCCGACAUCCUUGUCUAUUGUAAAAGAUAAAAACCUAAGUGAGGAUCAAGAAGAGGAGGAGGAGGAUAUCUAUGAUCCACCAAUAGAUCUGUCUUCAGAUGAAGAAUAUUAUGUCGAAGAGAGCAGAUCUGACAAGCUUAGAAAGUCAGGCAAGGAGCACAUUGAUAAUAUCAAAAAGGCGUUUUCCAAAGAAAACAUGCAAAAGACACGGCAGAGUUUUGACAAGAGAGUGAACCGGAUCAGAACUACAAUAGUCACCCCGGAGAGGAGAGAACGGUUGAGGCAGUCAGGGGAGAGGCUGAGGCAGUCAGGAGAGAGGCUGAGGCAGUCAGGGGAAGAGAGACUGAAGCAGUCAGGGGAGAGGCUGAAGCAGUCAGGGGAGAGGCUGAAGCAGUCAGGGGAAAAAUUUAAGAAGUCUAUUUCCAGUGCAGCUCCCUCAAGGGACACUUUUAAGAUGCGGAGCCGUCGGAAAGCUAAAGAGCGCACAGUGGCGGAAGGGCCAGUGGAGGUUGGGGAGAUGGGUGUGGACAUCAUGGCCAGGAGUGAGUCUCUAGGCCCUACGGGUGAGUUCUACACUGAGCAGCUCAGGGAGACAGAUGGAGAGGAGGCCCAGGUAGAAUGUCUUCCCCAGGAAGGAGGAGAAAUCCCCACCCCAGAGCCCUUAAAAGUAACUUUUAAACCUCACGUGCAAGUCGAGGAUGACUCUCUUUUGUUAGAUUUAAAGCAGUCAUCAUAGAGAAAUAUUAAGUAAAACUAAAUCUAAUAAUAAUCUAGGUGAAUAUAGCAUGAGCAUUAACAUUUAUAUGCCAUAGAAAGCAUAAGUAGUAUAAUCAUUUCAUAUAUUUAAAAUCUUAACACAAACAUCUAUUGUAUUCUCUUGUGCUUCCUUAGGAAUUUAUUUUUCUCCUUCCCUAGGCUUUUAAUAAUCUAAAGCUUGCUUUCUGAUGUCUUUUAUAGCAGUUGUAAGUUAUC
This is a messenger RNA of Suncus etruscus (white-toothed pygmy shrew), 1752 nucleotides long. RefSeq names its product caveolae associated protein 4 (gene CAVIN4). Gene Ontology annotation, biological process: regulation of gene expression. The record is from RefSeq and is a predicted model, not a curated record. Lineage: Eukaryota; Metazoa; Chordata; Mammalia; Eulipotyphla; Soricidae. Gene Ontology annotation, cellular component: caveola; cytoplasm. The transcript has 2 exons. The coding region runs from base 359 to 1516 and encodes 385 amino acids.